Messenger RNA from Frankliniella occidentalis (western flower thrips), 2294 nucleotides. It is a transcript of the gene Cpsf73, whose product is annotated as cleavage and polyadenylation specificity factor 73. The record is from RefSeq and is a predicted model, not a curated record. Gene Ontology annotation, biological process: mRNA 3'-end processing by stem-loop binding and cleavage. Bases 190 to 2244 code for a protein of 684 amino acids. Lineage: Eukaryota; Metazoa; Arthropoda; Insecta; Thysanoptera; Thripidae. Gene Ontology annotation, cellular component: mRNA cleavage and polyadenylation specificity factor complex. Gene Ontology annotation, molecular function: RNA binding; RNA endonuclease activity; 5'-3' exonuclease activity. The transcript is spliced from 13 exons.
AAGCCACGGAUCGAUGUUGAUCGAUACGACAACAAAACCUUACUUAUAUUUUGUCGGCUUAGACAAUCAUGCGAAAUAUUUCUUUUUUUUGUAACUAUUAAUUAAUAAUGACUGGCAUCAUUUGAAAACUGAUCAGUAGUAAUCGUGGAAAUAUCAUUCGCUGUAUUCUGAUUCAAAAUUUGAAACAAAAUGACGUCGAAGAGAAAACCCGAAUCCCAAGUACCGGCAGAAGAAAGUGAUCUUCUUCAAGUUCGGCCGCUUGGAGCUGGCCAGGAAGUCGGUAGAUCAUGCAUAAUGCUCGAGUUCAAGGGCAAGAAAAUAAUGUUAGAUUGUGGAAUACAUCCUGGAUUAUCAGGGAUGGAUGCUCUUCCUUUUGUUGAUUUAAUUGAAGCAGAUGAAAUAGAUUUACUACUUAUCUCACACUUUCAUUUGGACCACAGUGGUGCCCUGCCGUGGUUUCUCAUGAAGACCAGUUUUAAAGGGAGAUGUUUUAUGACUCAUGCCACUAAAGCCAUUUACCGCUGGCUCCUUUCAGACUACAUAAAAGUUAGCAAUAUUGCUACUGAGCAGAUGUUGUAUACUGAAGCAGAUCUGGAAGCAAGUAUGGACAAAAUUGAGGUUUUGAAUUUCCAUGAAGAAAAGGAUGUUAUGGGAAUAAAAUUCUGGGCCUAUAAUGCAGGUCAUGUUCUCGGAGCUGCUAUGUUCAUGUUAGAAAUUGCUGGUGUGAAGAUACUGUACACAGGAGACUUUUCUCGUCAAGAGGAUAGACAUUUGAUGGCUGCAGAAAUUCCUAAUGUCCAUCCUGAUGUCCUAAUAACUGAAUCCACUUAUGGAACCCACAUCCAUGAAAAAAGGGAAGAAAGAGAAGGAAGAUUCACAUCACUUGUUCACGACAUUGUUAAUAGAGGGGGUCGCUGUUUGAUACCUGUUUUUGCUCUUGGAAGAGCUCAAGAACUUUUGUUAAUUUUAGAUGAGUAUUGGAGUCAGCAUCCAGAGCUGCAUGACAUACCAAUUUACUACGCUUCCUCAUUGGCAAAAAAAUGCAUGGCUGUGUAUCAGACAUACAUAAAUGCUAUGAAUGAUAAAAUUCGUCGACAAAUAGCGAUCAAAAAUCCGUUUGUAUUCCAGCAUAUAUCCAAUCUUAAGGGUAUUGACCAUUUUGAGGACAUUGGUCCUUGUGUUGUAAUGGCCUCUCCUGGUAUGAUGCAGAGUGGAUUGUCACGUGAGCUCUUUGAGUCAUGGUGCACAGACAGUAAGAAUGGAGUUAUCAUUGCGGGUUAUUGUGUUGAAGGAACAUUAGCUAAGACGAUCCUGUCUGAACCUGAAGAAAUAACUACUAUGACUGGCCAGAAGUUACCUCUUAAAAUGUCUGUAGAUUAUAUAUCAUUCUCAGCUCACACUGACUACCAACAGACAAGUGAGUUCAUCAGAGCAUUAAAACCUCCUCAUGUGGUUUUAGUUCAUGGUGAACAGAAUGAAAUGAGUCGUUUGAAGGCUGCCUUACAGCGUGAAUAUGAGGAUGACCCAAACACUAAAAUGGAAAUUCACAACCCCAGAAAUACAGUAGCUGUAGAGCUGUAUUUUAGAGGAGAGAAAACAGCAAAGGUUAUGGGUACUCUUGCAGUAGAAGAGCCAAAACCAGGAAAAAAACUGUCUGGUGUGCUAGUUAAGAGAAAUUUCAACUAUCAUAUGUUAUCUCCUGCUGAUGUUCAAAAAUAUACAGACAUGAGAAUGAGUACAGUCACACAGAGACAAUCUAUACAUUAUUCAGGAUCUGUUCCUCUUCUUAAGCAUCUGUUGGCACAAAUUGCAGGAACUGUAGAACCAAUUGAUGAACAUAAGGUUCGAGUGUUUAAUUGUAUUGAUGUAAAUGUAGAGAAUAAAAUCGUGACUAUGGAGUGGUCUGCAACUCCAGUGAAUGACAUGUAUGCUGACUCUGUUCUAACUGCAAUACUGCAAGCAGAAAAUUUGGACUCUUCACAAAAAAUUUAUCCCACUGCUACAAAAAUGGAUCGCAUGCACUUUAAGGAAUGUCUAAUUGAGAUGCUGCAGGAUAUGUUCGGAGAAGAUUCAGUUCCCAAAAUUUUUAAGGGAGAAAAAUUAUAUGUUAGUGUGGAUGGCAAAAAGGCUAACAUUGAUUUAGUAAAUUUGGAAGUUAUUUGUGAGGAUGAUGACACAUUCCAGCAGAUUAUUCAAACAGCCGUUACCAAGCUCCAUCAAUCUCUUGCACCACCUCAUAUGUAAUUACUCUGCCAAUCUUAAAAAUUCAAUAAAAUUAACUGUUCUUGUACCGA